This is a messenger RNA of Suricata suricatta (meerkat), 1942 nucleotides long. RefSeq names its product mitochondrial calcium uptake family member 3 (gene MICU3). The record is from RefSeq and is a predicted model, not a curated record. Gene Ontology annotation, biological process: mitochondrial calcium ion homeostasis; calcium import into the mitochondrion. Gene Ontology annotation, cellular component: uniplex complex. The transcript has 15 exons. NCBI's taxonomy places the organism in Eukaryota, Metazoa, Chordata, Mammalia, Carnivora, Herpestidae. Bases 28 to 1629 code for a protein of 533 amino acids. Gene Ontology annotation, molecular function: calcium ion binding.
CUAGCUCUGGUGCGGGCAGCUCCCGCAAUGGCCGCGCUGCGGAGGCUCCUGUGGCCGCCGCCUCGGCUCCCGCCUCCGCCCUCCCCUCACCAUCCCUUUCCGGGGCCGUGGGGACGGCCGGCGGGGAUAGCCCCGGGCCCGCCUGGCCGGCCCUUCUCCUGCCGGGAGGAGGAAGAGGGGGCUGUGGCGGAGGCGGCGUGGAGGCGGCGGAGGCGCUGGGGCGAGCUGAGCAUCGCGGCGGCGGCCGGCGGGGGGCUGGUCGGCCUCGUGUGCUACCAGCUGUACGGGGACCCGAGGGCCGACUCCGCGUGGGCACCCGCCCUCGCGCGCCCCCCGCAGAGCUCGGCCUCGGAGCCGGAGGACCCGCCCCGCGGCCGGGGGCUGAUUCCCAUCCCGGUGGCGGCUGCCAAGGAAACGGUUGCUCUCAGCAGAACAGACAUUGAAGACUUAGACCUCUAUGCUACAUCUCGGGAAAGGAGAUUUCGUUUGUUUGCUUCUAUAGAAUGUGAAGGGCAAUUAUUCAUGACUCCAUAUGAUUUUAUUUUGGCUGUUACAACAGAUGAGCCCAAAUUUGCUAAGACGUGGAAGUCACUUACCAAACAGGAAUUAAAUCAAAUGCUCUCAGAAACACCACCAGUUUGGAAAGGAUCAUCAAAGCUUUUUCGCAAUCUUAAAGAAAGAGGUGUGAUUUCUUACACAGAAUAUCUUUUUCUUUUAUGUAUUUUAACAAAGCCACAUGCAGGUUUUAGAAUAGCUUUCAACAUGUUUGACACUGAUGGCAAUGAGAUGGUGGAUAAAAAGGAGUUUUUGGUGCUUCAAGAGAUAUUCAGGAAAAAAAACGAAAAGAGAGAAACUAAGGGAGAUGAAGAAAAGCGGGCAGUGCUGCGUCUUCAACUUUAUGGAUACCAUUCUCCUACUAAUAGUGUACUUAAGCCAGAUGCGGAGGAACUUGUGUCCAGAAGCUAUUGGGAUACGCUGAGACGUAACACAAGCCAAGCACUCUUUUCAGACCUUGCAGAGCGUGCUGAUGACAUUACAAGUUUAGUAACAGAUACCACACUUCUUGUGCACUUUUUUGGAAAGAAAGGAAAAGCUGAACUCAACUUUGAAGAUUUUUAUAGAUUCAUGGAUAACCUACAAACAGAAGUUCUAGAAAUAGAAUUCCUUUCCUACUCUAAUGGGAUGAACACUAUCAGUGAAGAAGAUUUUGCUCAUAUUCUUUUACGAUAUACAAAUGUGGAAAAUACAUCAGUAUUUUUGGAAAAUGUGCGUUACAGUAUACCUGAAGAAAAGGGCAUCACAUUUGAUGAAUUCAGGUCAUUUUUCCAGUUUCUGAACAACUUAGAAGACUUUGCAAUAGCCCUGAAUAUGUAUAACUUUGCAAGUCGCUCUAUAGGGCAAGAUGAAUUUAAGCGUGCCGUCUAUGUAGCUACUGGCCUCAAACUUUCACCACAUUUAGUGAACACAGUCUUCAAGAUUUUUGACGUUGACAAAGAUGAUCAAUUAAGUUAUAAAGAAUUUAUUGGAAUUAUGAAAGACAGACUCCAUAGAGGAUUCCGGGGUUACAAAACCGUCCAGAAGUAUCCCACUUUCAAAUCCUGUCUCAAGAAGGAACUUCACAGCAGAUAAGUACUUUUAAAGCAAAGUUUAAAGGAUUAUUUUCUACAUGAUGAUGCAAGAAGUGAAAAUUUCAGAGAGUAAAAACAGGUCUCGGAUCAGAACAUGUAGAAAAGAAGAAAAAGAUGAAACGCUAAUUACAGUUUUUCUUAAUUGAAUUCUUGAACAUAAGACAGAUAAAAUGCAUCCCCUCACUAACUCUAAAUGUUGUGUUAUCAAGUUGAGCUUUUGCAUUGAUUUACUGAACUCUGUACUUUUUCAUUCCUUUCAGAAGUACAUAGAUACUUCCAAUGACUAUAUAAGAAUAUAUUUUAAAUAUUUUUUA